This is a messenger RNA of Sorghum bicolor (sorghum), 894 nucleotides long. Its product is annotated as BTB/POZ and MATH domain-containing protein 2. The transcript has a single exon. The record is from RefSeq and is a predicted model, not a curated record. NCBI's taxonomy places the organism in Eukaryota, Viridiplantae, Streptophyta, Magnoliopsida, Poales, Poaceae. Bases 415 to 858 code for a protein of 147 amino acids. Gene Ontology annotation, biological process: protein ubiquitination.
CCUUUGCCGACUGCUUUUGGCAGUUGGCAAAGGGGAUGCGCUCCGCCAUCUCACGACGGCGUUCGUUUUCUUUGCCGACUGCCAUAUUGGCAGGUGGCAAAGGCUUUGCCGACUCUUUUCUCUUGGCAGGUGGCAAAGGUUUCUUUGCCGACGAAUUCUUUGCCACAUGUUCUUUGCCGACUGCCACGUGUAAAGCAGUCGGCAAAGUUUUUGCCACCUGUUUUAGGGCUUUUGCCGACUGUUUUUGGCAGUCGGCAAAGAACAGAAUUUCAGUGGAACCAACGGCUGCGACGGAUCACGGUCACCUACGACUACGCAUCCACGACAUGGAGGCCAGGGUGUUCAGGUGCAUGCUCCACUUCAUCUACACCGACUCGUACGUUGCCGGAAAUCGACGCGCCGGACAAAGCAGUGAUGGCUCAGCAUCUUCUCGUGGCGGCGGACCGGUAUGACCUGCAGAGGCUCAAGUUGAUCUGCCAAGACAUGCUGCGCAGCUCCAUGGACGUCAGCAUUGCAGCGACGACACUGGUCCUGGCAGAGCAGCAUGGUUGCCAAGGGCUCAAGGCUGCCUGCUUUCAGUUCCUCAGGGCUCCUGGCAAUCUCAAGGCAGCCAUGGCGACUGAUGAUGGCUUCCAGCAUCUCAGGAGCUGCUCGCAGUUGUUGCUCCUUGACCUGCUCGACUCGGAAAAAGCUGAAAAAGGUUGUUUUUCUUUUUUGCAUGCAUGUGCUCAAAUCGAAUUCUGUGUAAUCCGCCAAAAUCAUGGAAGUUUGUAUCCAUAUGUUCCAAAUGAAGUCGUUGCAUUAUUUUCAGUUGUUCAAUUGCUACAUAGUAUUCAGCUGUUAGAUUUUACUGUGUAGUAGUUGCUAGCAGUGGCGGACCUAGGAUUUUACUAU